AUGUCUCUGGCAUCGCAAGACAGUGCGAAUGCCCGGUCGCCUUUUCCGCAGACAAACCAGACCCCGCGGCAUGUCUUCCAGGCGCAGUCCAUUCCCAAUCUUCCCACCCCUCAGCCAUCACAGCAGCAGCAGCAGCAACAACAGCGAGCGGCCUUCCCUCGACCAACGCAGGGAGGCAUACGACCACCCGUCCAGCUACAACACAAGUCCCCGUACGCUACACCCUUCACGCCGAACAAUGCUCAAGUCCAGCCAGUGCCACUGCCGCCUCGUCAGGGUGGCAUCCAGAAUGGAAGCGGUGGGGUGGGAGUUUCGGCGGAGCAGCAAAUCGCUCAAGGUGUUUUGAGUAACCCGUCCUCGGGGUCUGGCUCAAACACACCCCAAAGAAGGCCACCGCCACUAGGCACGACAAUCCAUAUGCCACCGCUGGGCACCCCACAGUCCCAAUCGAUGAGCAUUCAGAAUCCAUCCAUGAGCGUUAAUCAUGCCAUGAAUCCGACCCCCAUGAGCCAAACCCAACAAAGACAAUCUCAAAAUGCAUCCCCAUCACUACAAAGCCUCAGUGCCCAGAGACCAACCAUGAAUGCAUCGCCGGUGGGAUCAGCCAUAGGAUCACGCCCUCAGGAUGUCUCCCCAAACGACACUCAGGAUUUGUCGAUGAUUGAUCCUCAACUUGCUAUCGAUCAACAGCUCACUAGUGUCAAUAACUCCAUGCUCACAGCACCAGGACCAUCGAGUCCUCCUGCCUCUGGCCCAGUUGCCCCGGAAGACAUGCUCACUCCUCCUCCAGGAGGAAGCUACCCUACCUUCGAAGCCUUAUUCGCAGCAGCCCAAGCCCACGCUCUCUCCCACGGUUACGCUUUCGUCAUCGGUAGAUCCAAACGAGACAACAGAGGCCUGAAGAAAGUCUUCCUAAUCUGCGAUCGUGGGGGCACAAAUAAAGAAAAGGUUGCUGGCGAACAGCGGCAACGCAAAACCAAGUCCCGAAAAUGCGGCUGCGAGUUUGGAGUCUUUGGACUCGAAACAAAAACCGCCUGGAUUCUACGAGGCCGCCACGAUGGUGAACAUCUACAGCACAACCAUCCCCCAAGUGAAAGUCCCACUGAGCAUCCAGGGGCAAGGAAAUUAGACCCCAAAGCCAUAGCAGCCGUCAAAGCCCUCGAAGAAAACGGUGUCUCCGUAAAAGAAACCCUCGAAAUCCUUCACCGCGAAAACCCUACGGUGCGGUAUCUCCCGAGGGAUAUAUAUAACGCUCGUGCAGCCAUAAAACGUGACCCAUCACGCGUCGAAGCCUCAGCCAUGGAAGAACUACCCACAUUCUACAAGAAACCCCCCAUGACGUUUGAGGAGAAAUUGCGGGCGGAGUUGCGGACAGAGGUGGCGAAUGCGCAGGCGGAGACGGAGAAAGUGAGAGAACAGUGGAAUAAGGAGGUUGAGGACCUGAAGGAGCAGUUGAGGAUGAAGGAUAAGAUGAUCAAGAAGUUUGAGAUGUUCAUUGAUAUUUGUAAUGAGAGGGUUAUGAUGCAAAGGGAGAAGUUGAGCCAGGGAGAGGGAGAAGGAGGCGCGAGUAGUGCUGCUACUUGA
This is a messenger RNA of Venustampulla echinocandica, 1584 nucleotides long. RefSeq lists its product as uncharacterized. Lineage: Eukaryota; Fungi; Ascomycota; Leotiomycetes; Helotiales; Pleuroascaceae. The record is from RefSeq and is a predicted model, not a curated record. The transcript has a single exon. Gene Ontology annotation, molecular function: malonate-semialdehyde dehydrogenase (acetylating, [NAD(P)+]) activity; methylmalonate-semialdehyde dehydrogenase (acylating, NAD+) activity. Gene Ontology annotation, biological process: thymine catabolic process; L-valine catabolic process. Bases 1 to 1584 code for a protein of 527 amino acids.